AUGGUACUUUGGUGGUGUAUACUUUUUGAUGCUCUUCCUAUCCGUGGCCUCCUUGCUAAGAGAAUUCAGGUUGAUGAGAUUUCUUGUCCUCUUUGUGGGGAAGGUGAGAAGUUGAUGGAGCAUCUCUUCCUCCAUUGUAAUUUUUCUUUCCACCUUUGGAGGUCAUCCCCUUGGGGGGUUAUGCCUAUCAUUGAAUCUGGUGCUCAUGUUUGGGAUUGGGUAAAAUUUCUUUGGAAUUUGAGGUCGAAAGGGGUGGAUACAGACAAAUUAUUUUUCUAUGCUUCGAUUGUGGUGGAAACGAUUUGGAAAGCUCGCAAUGACAAGGUACACAAUAAUUCUCUCGGUAACAUUCAACACUGUAUUGAUUCUAUCUCUACUUGUUACGUAGAUUAUGGGUCAUUUUUAUUUGCUCUGACGAUGGCUGUUGUGUCUCCUGUUUGGUCCCCUCCUCCAGAUGAUUGGGUCAAAAUCAUUUGUGACGUUAAAGUGGGCAGCUGUUCCAUGUGCGUGGUGACUUUAGCUAGGGAUCACACAGGGAUCGUUAUGUGGAUGAUUACCAACAUGCUUAAUUUCUCUAACCCACUUGUUGGAGAAGUUGCGGCAUGUCAGUUAGCUUUAGAGACGGCGGUUAUGAUGAAAUACCUUUUUGUUAUGAUUGAGAGUGACUCAAAAAUAGUUAUCAAUGCCCUGAAAGGAAAUUGUUCCAAUUGA
Molecule: messenger RNA, 711 nt
Organism: Cannabis sativa
Lineage: Eukaryota; Viridiplantae; Streptophyta; Magnoliopsida; Rosales; Cannabaceae
Exons: 1
Coding region: 1-711 (236 amino acids)
Molecular function (GO): nucleic acid binding; RNA-DNA hybrid ribonuclease activity
Source: RefSeq, a predicted model, not a curated record